Molecule: messenger RNA, 2841 nt
Organism: Rhinopithecus roxellana (golden snub-nosed monkey)
Lineage: Eukaryota; Metazoa; Chordata; Mammalia; Primates; Cercopithecidae
Gene: CCDC13
Product: coiled-coil domain containing 13
Exons: 16
Coding region: 106-2253 (715 amino acids)
Biological process (GO): non-motile cilium assembly; cytoplasmic microtubule organization
Cellular component (GO): centriolar satellite
Source: RefSeq, a predicted model, not a curated record
GUUUCCCUGGUGACGGUUUCCAGGGCAGCGCGUGGCGGCGUCCGGAGGAGGUGACCUAGCCGCGGCAGUCCAAGAAGUGAGAAGUGGAGAGAGACCGCUGGCAGGAUGGCAGCAGAUGAAGCCUCACAGAACACUUUGCGGCUCCAGUUCAAGGCAAUGCAGGAGAUGCAGCACAAACGGUUACAGAAGCAGAUGGAGAAAAAGAGGGAGAAAGAACUGAGCCUCAAAAGCAGAGCUGACGACCCAGAGGAGCCCUUGGAGGUCUCAGAUGGCCUCAGCCUUCUCCACACAGGGGAGCCAAACUCGAAAAACAACUUUGAGAAGAGGGUGCUUGAAGAUGAGAUUGAACACCUUCGAAAUGAGCUCAGGGAAACAGUGGAUGAGAACGGGCGAUUGUAUAAGCUGCUGAAGGAGAGGGACUUUGAAAUCAAACACCUCAAAAAGAAAAUAGAAGAGGACAGACUUGCCUUCACAGGGACAGCUGGUGUAGCUGGAGACGUGGUCGCCACCAAAAUUGUGGAGCUAUCCAAAAAGAACCGGCUGUUGAUGGCAGAAUCAGAGGGUGCAAAAACCAGGGUGAAGCAGCUGACCAAUCGCAUCCAGGAGCUGGAGCGGGAACUGCAGACAGCCCUGACCAGGCUGUCAGCCAAGGGAGCCACCGACGCAGGAGCCAAGCCACCGAGGGCCCAGAUGGGAGACAGAGCAUUGCCGGAGACCCCAGAGGUGAAGGCCCUGCAGGACAGGCUGGCAGCCACCAACUUGAAGAUGAGUGACCUCCGCAACCAGAUCCAGUCUGUGAAGCAGGAGCUGCGGAUGGCACAGAAGGUUUUGGCCAGCGAGGUUGGGGAAGACGUCAAUGUCCAGCAGCUCCUAUCCUCACCAGGGACCUGGAGGGGUCGGGCUCAACAAAUUCUUGUUUUGCAGAGCAAGGUUCGAGAGCUUGAGAAGCAACUGGGCCAGUCCCGGAGCCAGUCUGUGGGAACAGCCAGUGAUGAGUUGUCUGUCUAUCCACACCCAAGGAAGCUGUCGGCACAGGAGAAAAACCUGCUGAGGAUCCGCAGCCUGGAAAGGGAAAAACAGGAAGGCUUGGAGAAACUUGCCAGUGAGCGGGAUGUCCUCCAGAGAGAGCUUGAAGAGCUAAAAAAGAAGUUCGAGGGCAUGAGGUCUCGGAACAAGCUGCUGUCGAGUGAGGUGAAGACCCUCAAGAAUCAGAUGGGGACCCUGGUGGAGAAGGGCCGGCAUGAUGACGAGCUCAUCGACGCCCUCAUGGACCAGCUGAAGCAGCUACAGGAGAUACUAGGCAGCCUGAGUCUGCAGGAGGAGAAGACGCGAGUGUCCCAGCACCACCUGGACCAGCAACUGAACAGCGAGGCUCAGCGGAGCAACAGCCUAGUCGCCCAGCUGCAGGCCAUGGUGGCUGAGCGGGAGGCCAAAGUGCGGCAGCUGGAGAUGGAGAUCGGACAACUCAAUGUGCACUAUCUUCGGAAUAAAGGAGUGGGUGAGGGGUCCAGUGGUCGUGAGGUCAGCUCUGCCUACACCCAGUUCCUGGAGGACCCAGGCCUGACCAAGUCCCCGGCCUCAGCAGGCGAUCACGUUGGCAGGCUUGGAUCUUCUCGCUCUGUGACCAGCCUGGGCCACACGCUGGUGGAAUCUGCUCUCACGAGGCCUUCCCUGCCCAGUCCCCACAGGACCUCACCUAGGUUUUCGGACUCCCCAGAACAAAAAGGCUGGCAGGCACAAGUGACAGAGAUCAAGGCCCUCUGGCAGGCUGCCGAGGUGGAGCGUGACCGGCUCACCGAGUUUGUCACUGUCCUGCAGAAACGGGUGGAGGAGAGCAACAGCAAGCUCCUGGAGUCAGAGAGGAAGCUGCAGGAGGAGCGACACCGCACCGUGGUGCUGGAGCAACAUCUGGAGAAGAUACGCCUGGAGCCAGGGAAGGCAUCGGCCUCCCAGAGAGCAGCCUCCAGGACGAAAACUGGUCUGCCCACCUCUAACACCAGGCAAAACCCAACCGGGAGUGAAAAGAAGGACCUAUCCUUUGCCCAGCUCUCCGAUGUCCCCGUGGAAUCCCAAAUGGAAGAGCUGACAACCAGGCUGGCCGUCCAGGUGGAGGAGAAUGAAAUGCUAAAGGCUGCCCUGAGCAGUGCCCUGCGGGGAAAGGAGGAAGACUUCCGGAUGUACCAUGAGAUCCUGGGCCAGGUGAAAAGUGUCUUCCUGCAGGCCCUGCGGCAGCAGAAGACAGAUAAGCAAUAGGAUGACAGCCCAGUGUCGGCCUGGCUGGGUGGGCAGCCUCAGGUCUUGAGAGGACAAGACUCUGUCUGAGAACUCCAUCUGCUCCGGGAAGCCAGCCCAGGGCAGCCAGCUCAACCACUUCUACCAGAAGAGGCUCCUUAAGGAUGACCAAAACCAAUGUCUCAGGCCAGGAAGGCAGAAGAGAAGCCCUGGUGGGACACUGCAGGAGACCCUGAGCUGGCUGGGUUACAGCAGCAGGGAGUCCCAGUGGCCCACUGGCAGAGGCGAGAGCUCUGGGGCGGCAAGCCGGCUGUGAAUGGGCGGUCCCUCAGGCAGGUGCUCAUUGCCCUCGUCCUAGGUACUAGCCCUGGAUGUCCCCAUGGCUUCACACACAGGAGAGCGAGCCCUUCGUUACCCUAACUGGGCACAUCCUCCAUGCCACUCAGCUCCACCCUAUCCCCUCACCCUCAUCCCAGCUCCAUCUGUAACCAUCCACACCCAACACAGACUUGGGGCACUAUGCUCUCAGCCAGUUUGUCAGCCCGUUCCUCAGGACACUUCCUCAGGUGCGGACCCUUGGACUUGUAAUAAUAAUAAGUGUUUUCAUAA